This is a messenger RNA of Lathyrus sativus (Indian pea), 756 nucleotides long. The record is from the annotation of a GenBank genome assembly. Lineage: Eukaryota; Viridiplantae; Streptophyta; Magnoliopsida; Fabales; Fabaceae.
AUGCAUAGUGCAAGUCAAAUGACAUGGCAUCAUACAAAUAAAACAUCUUCAGGCAUUAUGCGGCAUCCAUCUGACGGUGAGGCAUGGAAACAUUUUGAUAGGGUACAUUCUGAUUUUGCUGCAGAACCUAGAAAUGUCAGGCUCGGACUAUGCUCUGAUGGUUUUACUCCAUACGUCCAAGCAUCUGCAAUUGCAUAUUCCUGUUGGCCAGUUAUUGUAACCCCUUACAACCUCCCUCCAGAGAUGUGCAUGACAAAACCGUACAUGUUUUUGACUUGCCUCAUUCCAGGACCGUCAAGUCCUAAAUCCGGAAUCGAUGUUUAUUUGCAACCUUUAAUAGAUGAUUUGAAGAGGUUGUGGAUUGGAGAAUGGACCUAUGAUAUAUCUCGCAAACAAAACUUUACUUUGCGAGCUGCCUUGAUGUGGACUAUUAAUGACUUUCCCGCUUAUGGAAUGUUAUCUGGUUGGGGUACGCAUGGCAAAAUGGGAUGUCCACAUUGCAUGGAAUUUACAAAGGCUUUUACUUUGGAAUUUGGAGGGAAAAGUUCGUGGUUUGACUGUCACCGCAGAUUCCUACCACGAGACCAUGUAUUUAGAAGAAACAAGACUGAUUUCACAAAAGAUGUACGAGUAAAAGAUUUGCCUCAUCCGCGAUUUUCACCAGAGGAAAUAUGGAAUCGAGUUUCUGAACUGCCCAAAUUUACAGAUUACGGUGAAGCAUACAGAAUUGAAGGAUAUGGGGUCAAACACAAUUGA